Molecule: messenger RNA, 822 nt
Organism: Trichoplusia ni (cabbage looper)
Lineage: Eukaryota; Metazoa; Arthropoda; Insecta; Lepidoptera; Noctuidae
Exons: 3
Coding region: 1-822 (273 amino acids)
Source: RefSeq, a predicted model, not a curated record
AUGACAGCAGUUAAAGGCGUGAAAGAUGGUAAGGCUUUGGGACCGGGUGAAAUACCAGGUGAGGUAUGGAAGGUGCUAAAGUAUGAAGGAUAUGUGUGGCUGACUUUGUUCUUCAAUAAGUUGUUGCAUGAAGAAGACAUCCCACAAGAAUGGUGUACUAGCUCGCAAGUGCCCAUCUUCAAAAAUAAAGGUCGAGGGACAAUAGAUGCCAUCUUUGCACUUCGCCAACUGUGCGCGAAGAACAGACGUGCGCACAAGACUUUGCACAUGUUAUUCAUUGACCUCGAGAAAGCUUAUGAUAGGGUGCCUCGUGAAGUGUUAUGGUGGGCUAUGAAAGAGAAAUGUGUGCCUGGAAAGGUCGGCAUUAAGCCAGACAUACAGGAAGAGGCACCCUGGUGCAUGCUGUUUGCCGAUGACAUUGUUCUGGUUGGGGAAAAUGGACCCGAGAUCCAGAGCAGAUUGGAGGUGUGGCAACAGAAGCUGGAGAGUGUUGGCUUGAAAAUCAGCAGAACUAAGACAGAAUACAUGUUCUGCGAUUUCGGCGGUCUCUCCAGUCCUGAAGCUAUAAAGCUUGAUGGUGUGCGCCUUCCAGUCUGCUCCGACUUCCGGUAUCUUGGUUCAUUUAUUCAGAGCGAUGGCGAAAUAGAUCGGGCGGUUAAGCACCGAAGUAACGCAGGAUGGAUGAAAUGGUGGCAGGUAACGGGAACGAUUUGUGACCCCCACAUUCCCCUUAAAUUUAAGGGGAAGAUCUAUAAGACCAUUGUCAGACCUGCUGUUUUGUAUGAAUCAGAGUGCUGGGCAACAAAAGGGAUGAAUGAAUGA